Messenger RNA from Caenorhabditis elegans, 1179 nucleotides. It is a transcript of the gene str-19, whose product is annotated as Seven TM Receptor. The coding region runs from base 10 to 1029 and encodes 339 amino acids. The record is from RefSeq and is marked reviewed. The transcript has 5 exons. NCBI's taxonomy places the organism in Eukaryota, Metazoa, Nematoda, Chromadorea, Rhabditida, Rhabditidae.
UUUUAGAAAAUGGUCGACUGGUUUCUUGUGGAUCAAACGAUUGCUCAACUUGGAUUCUAUCUUACAACAACUUCACAGUUGGUAUUGAUUUUUCUUACAAUCUUCUAUGUAAGAAAAGAUUUGGGCGCCUACAAGCGCUUGAUCGUGUUGUUUGCAGCAAUGGGAAUUGCGUUUGCGAGUAUUGAGUUUGUGAUGUAUCCGGUCCUUCAUUCUUUUAAUGCUGGUUAUGUAUUCUACACAACCAAUCGUCCUCUGAAUGUUUCAAAUGAAACUCUGACUGUUCUGCUAGCAGUCUACACUGCCCUAUACUCUAUCACAAUUUCUCUUCUUGCCGUGCAAUUUGUCUAUCGAUACAUUGCAGUGUUUCAUUCAGAAGGUCUCAGAUUCUUCAAAGGUUGGUAUUUUCUACUUACGAUUGUGUACUCGUAUUGGUUCGGAUUUGAAUGGGCACUCGGAUUGUAUAAACUGGACGAAGCAGAUGAAUACGCAAUAGAGUAUAUGCGACAAGAACUGAUGGAUGUCUAUCAGGUGAAUAUUUCUCAAGUCCCGUGUGUGAUAAAUUUGAUAUAUCAAAACCUUCCCAACUCCACCGAUACAUUCAUCCGAUGGCGGUGUGUCAUGUGUACACUUAAUAUGACAUUCAUCAUGAUUGUCCAAUAUGGGGUGAUGAUAUUCUGUGGAUCACACUUGUAUUUUGAAAUGGAGGAGAAACUAAAAAUGGUGUCGGAUCAGGAAAGAAAGCUUCACAAGCAAAUAUUCAAGACAUUGAUGCUUCAAAUCACUACACCAACAAUUGUCUUGUUCUCUCCGAUCAUCUACAUCAUCUCCGUACCAUUUUUCAACAUUGAAGUUAGUGUCCCUACAGGAGUAUUUCUAUCUGUUUUUACUCUAUACCCUGCUCUCGACGCGUUCAUCAUUAUGUAUGUAAUCACUGAUUACAGAAAAGCAAUUCUAAAGAUUCUUAGAAGAUCAGGUUCGGGCAGUGUUACACAUCCAACACGUUACACCACAUCGCGUACAGACACUUAAAGAGGCGCCACGUGGCACGAUUAAGCGGAAACAGUGUACAUAGAUUCAAUGUUUCUUGCCUUUGUAAGAAAAAGAGUAUGAAGCCCUUUAUUCACAACUUUACUUUAUUCAUUUGUAUUUCAGUUUAUAUAUAAAAUUAGAUGUUUUGUA